Messenger RNA from Sphaerulina musiva SO2202, 294 nucleotides. RefSeq lists its product as uncharacterized. The transcript is spliced from 2 exons. Lineage: Eukaryota; Fungi; Ascomycota; Dothideomycetes; Mycosphaerellales; Mycosphaerellaceae. The record is from RefSeq and is a predicted model, not a curated record. Gene Ontology annotation, biological process: intra-Golgi vesicle-mediated transport. Bases 1 to 294 code for a protein of 97 amino acids.
AUGUCCGAAGCCUACGAACGCGAACGCCAAAACAACGACUCCCUAACCUCCCUCUCCCAAAAAGUCUCAGCGCUCCGCAGCGUAACAAUAGACAUAUACGACAACGCACGAGAUCAACACGUCAUCGACUCGACCUCGGAGACAUUUUCCAGCAUGACAAGUUCCCUAACAGGCUCGAGUCGGAGAUUGGUGACGAUGGCGCAGAGUGGGAAUAAAGUCGCUGUGAUCAAAUUGGCGGGAAUUUUGAUUGGAGUGGUGGUUUUGGGGUAUUGGAUUUUGCGGUGGAUUUUUUAA